Molecule: messenger RNA, 16071 nt
Organism: Osmia lignaria (orchard mason bee)
Lineage: Eukaryota; Metazoa; Arthropoda; Insecta; Hymenoptera; Megachilidae
Product: hydrocephalus-inducing protein homolog
Biological process (GO): cilium movement; axonemal central apparatus assembly
Cellular component (GO): axoneme
Source: RefSeq, a predicted model, not a curated record
UCUAACUUCGUGUUAAUCAAUGAAACAUUAAUCACUAUUGAACGGAAUUUUUCGAAAUAUCAAGAUGAACGAAGAGAUAAACGAUAAGAUAUUGAAAGAAUCAAAACUGUUUAGCGCGACAGAGAUUAUACAAUAUCUGUUGGAAAGAUCGGAUUGCAAGAAGAACGAGGAUGAGAAGGGGCAGGGCGCAAUUCCGUCGGAAUAUAUGAGGCAAAUGUCGAUGACGACAGAGGAGAGAACGAGGCAUCUCUUCAAGUUGAGGAACAAGUUUAAUUACUUUUUUUUCUGCCCAGAGGAUUGCAACUUCGAGAUAACUCCUAGUGUCGUCAUUUUUCAACAAUUCACUGUUGGAAAUGCUUUAACCGUGACAGUGACCGUUCAAAACAAGACGAAGAUUCCAAGGUACUUGAAGACGUCCUGUGAAUUGGAUCCUUGCUUCAGCGUUGAGCAUCGAGGGAGUACUUACUCGAUGAUGAUAGCUCCUGGUCUUGCUAAUUGUUACAAUGUCAAAUUUACUCCUGAGAAAAAACGAGACUACCAAUAUCUAUUAAAAUUCACCACUGACAGUGGACAAAUGAUCGUGCCUGUUAUAGCGAUCGGAUCGAGAGGAAUUUUAGAUUUUCCCGAUAGAAUUGAACUUCCAUCGACAGCAGUGAAGAUUCCUUCCACGAAAACGAUUUUUGUGCGCAACGUUGGAAACGCAGAGGCAAUUUUCACUCUUUAUACCAACGACUCACGUUUCUGGAUCGAACCGUCCAAGGGUAGAAUAGAGGAAGAAGAAUCCUUGCAAUUUACCGUGUACUUUUCAUCCAACAAAGCUGGUGAUUUUCAAGGAAAAUUGUUUCUCGAAUAUGAAACAGGAGAAAAAUUGCAAAUAGAUCUUCAAGGUUCCGCAGAAAAUUGUACUAUCAGAAUCGAUAGGGGUAGUGUUAGAAUGGAAGAAACUUAUUUAGGACUGUCCAGAAGCAAGACUCUCACGAUUCACAAUAGGAGCGAUUAUAUUGUUAAAUAUAAAUGGAUGUUGCUUAAAGAUGAAGAUGAGGACAAAAAACGAAAAGAAGAGUACAAAAAAUUAUAUCAUAUGGUCUACGAUGCAGAGCUGAUUCGUUGUGUGGAUCUCGAAUAUUAUAACGUGUGCACCCCUGAUAUACAUAAAUUAAUUUAUCAACGAAUUUAUGCGGACGAAUUGGAAUCAUUAACGAAAGAAAGUUUUCCAUACAAUCACCUGUUCUUUAUAUUUGCACCACAGGAGGGUGAAAUUUGGCCACGAUCGUCCACCGGUGUUACAGUAUUCUAUCGUGCCAUAGAAAUCGGUGAAGUAACGAGCAUUGCAUAUUUAGAAGUAACUGGAUUAGAAAAUAGAAUCCCAUUAAGUCUUUAUGGAAUUGGGAAGGGACCGGUUCUUCGUUUAAACGUGCUCACGAUCGACGUAGCGAAUAUUUAUCUGUGUUCUGUGCAUAAUUACGAGAUAAUAGUCGCGAACAAGGGACACAUUCCUGGAACGUUGGUCCACAAGCCAAAACCGAGCGAUUUUGGGGGUACAAUUGAAAUAACACCUAUUUGCCUUACAUUGGAACCAAAUCAGCACAAAUCUUUCAAUUUGUCAUUUUCCUCGAAUCGAAAGGGAGAUUUCGUAGAAAGGGUGGAUUUCGUCGUGAAAGAGAGCCUCGAAGUGCUCAGCUUACACAUCAAGGGUUGCAUCGUUUGUCCAACAUUGCAUUUCGACAAAGACAGCCUCGAAUUUGCAACAACUGCCCUAGGAUUCAGUACUCGACACGAGGUGAAUCUGAACAACUUAUCCUUAAUGCCAGUGGCGUUUACCAUAACCGUGCUCGACGAUGGGGACCAACCACCAUUAACUCACGAAGAAUUUACCAAAGCCCCCACGAAAUACAGUUUCCCUUCGAAUCCUCGGGAAUUUCACAUCAUCCCCGAAGAAGGGGUUGUUUCAGCCCAGGAUGUACUCAAAAUCAAAAUCACUUACAUAGCUAAUAUUGCUCGUGCUGGUCACACGAUAAUCCAAGUCGACAUGAAAGACUCAGAUUUAGAUCCAUUACAGUUGCCAGUGAAAUUCUAUGGUCGUGUGGCUUCGUUACUGAUAGUGCCAUCGGAUAUCGUCUUCCGAUUUUGUUUUAUCAAUUUCCCUUAUUCGAGAUCUUUUACAGUGAAGAAUACUUCUGAUCUGGAUGGAUAUUUCUAUAUUCUACCGCAACAGGUUACGGAACACACAGCCGUGAUCUGUUCCCUGUCAGUGUAUCAAGGAUACAUCAAAGCGAAUCAAUCAAAAACCAUUAAUGUAACAAUCAUCACGAAGGUUUUGGGUACAGAGAAAGUUACCCUCAAUAUGUUAACAAUGGGAGAAAAAUCAUCGAGCACGAUCUGCAUUGUCACCUGUACCGGUCAGGGACCAGUGAUUUCUGUAGAACCAAUAGUUUUGGAUUUUGGAGACAUACAGGUUCUCGAAGAGAAAACAAUGGAACUAUUAGUGAUCAAUGAUUCACCGAUACCUGCUCAUUUUAAUGGAGCUUUGGAGAAAAUGAAUUCGUUGUGGACGAUGGAUCCAGAGAGUGGAGAUCUGGAACCGGAUAAAACCAUCACAAUUACAGUGAAAUUGUUCCUUCGCGAUGUGGGAAAAUUUAGAAAUACUGUUUUGUUGUCUGUUCUAAACAGCAGAACGAUUCAUGUCGAAAUUAAAGUGACUGGAAUCGGAUGCAGCGUUGUUUUUGAUCCGAGCAUAUUCCCUGUAUACGACUUAGGCCUUCUUUUCAGCCAUCACUUAAUAAAUCGAACUAUAACUCUAACAAAUUAUGGAACACGUGCUCAUCAAAUAAUCUGGGCGAACGAACCGGAAAUACAGUUCUAUCGUGGUCAAAUAUUGCAGACAAAGAGUUCCAAGUUUCAAUUGCAUCCUAUGAUCCUAGAUAUUCCAGCCGAGGAAUCGAGGGUUGUUCAAUGCAAUUUAUCGUGGGAACAAAACGAGUGUGUACUCGAAGAUUGGUAUGUUUUUGCAACGAUUCAAGGAAAAGGAAAACGUGAAUUGAUCGGUAAAUCUAUUUUCAAAGCCACGCUAACGAAACCGCAAAUCUUGUUCAGUAAAAGAGAGCUUACGUUUCGAGUCGACGUGUGCCCUGAGGGUGAUAAAUCACAGCAGAAAGACGAACUGCUGGUAACGAAUCAAUCGAACCUGGACUUAAACGUGCAAUUAUCCGUGAAAACACCGUUUUAUUUGUUGACCACCGCGAAGGAGCGCGUGCAGAGCAUGAAAGUGAUUUUAAUCGAUAAAGCAACCACGAACAUCUCCGUAUUUUUCUUCAUAGACGAGCAAUUCAAAGAUCUCUAUUCGCGCGUCGACACUGGACAACUUCUGUUGGAAUACAUGGAACACCCAAAUCAAGAUAAAAUCCCGUGCAAGGCUUACGUGAAUUUCCCGAAUUUAAUCAUCGAACCCAAGGAUAUCGUCAUUGAUUGCGAACUCGGUUGCAGCGCCGAGAAAGUGUUGGCUUUGACCAAUAAUGGGCCAGUGACGGUCGUGUACAAAUUCUUGUGGAUUGCGGAUUCCAUCGAGAUAGAUAGAGACACGAAUAGCGAUCAGGUGUGCCCAGAAUGUUCCCCUCCUCAGACAGGAUUAGAUUUUUAUAAAAUGGAAAAUAGGAAAAGCGAUGAUGUUUGUGUAAACGAUAGACAAGAUGGAAGCGGAGAUGGGCCACUGCAAUCCAUACAACCCCCCACAAAUUCGCCUGUUUCAGAGACGCUAAAAUUAAAACCGGAAGUAUCGAGUGCUAACGAUUCCGAAACGAAUGAUUGCACCGUGACUGCUGAAGAAAUGAGAGAAUUUUUAAUGCCCAUUUUUGGAAAAUAUUUUCUAGAAGACGAGGAUAUCGUCGUUCUGAAGAACUUGAGCUUCGAACCUCCCAAAGAUCAUUAUAUAAACGAAGUGGUGAAAAUCGUUCCGAGGGAGGGUACCGUGCCACCGUAUUCCGUGCACCACGUUUACCUGGGAUUUCACGGUUUCCAACGGCUUCGAGUACAAGCUAAGGCGGUCUGCGAAAUUCUUCGAGGACCAACCGAGGAGAUUCGCCUAAUUGCUCGAGCUGACGUCACUCGAUUCUCUAUCGACACCGACGUCAUUAAUUUUGGUCAACAAAUGUUCCUGGGAAGCACUCGUAAGAGCUUCGCCUUACGGAAUCUCGGCACGACGACGUUCCAGUAUAAAAUAAAUGGCACGAUACUACCGUCUUCCAACGAAAAGAUCGAUCGUCUCGAUAUGAAUUCGCUAAAAGUCGAACCAUACACGGGUUACGUGGAUCCUCAGUUAUUCGUGGAAAUUCAGGUGGAACAUUGCGCAGAAAUCCUCGGACCGAUCCAUCAUCGAUUUCAACUAGAGAUUAAUCAUUUGAUGCCUGUGACUGUUAAAGUGAUCGCCUACGGAGCAUUCCCCCAAGUCUACCCUUGCAUACCGAAAGGCAAAUUACAUCAAUAUCAUUCUGUCGAAUUGGAGUACUUUGCUAUCCAAUCUCUAACCGAGGAUUUCUUCAUCAACAUGCUGGACGAUAUCAAUUUCAAGGAGGGUAACGAUCUACCCAAAGAAGAUAUUGAAACUUUGACCAACGAAGGAUGGUGCAUUAUUUCUUACGAAGAAACGUUUCCUCGCGUCAUGGAUAUCGACAUGGCGGUGGAAAGACACUUGGCAAGAAAGUUCGUCGAUGCAAAUUCAUACAUUUUAAUACAGUACGCCAGCAGACAGAAAAACCAGCCAAUCCCCCAACUUUUCUCGACCGAGUACAUCAUCGACAUGAAUUACGUGAUCGUCGACUGCGUCGCUCAUUAUUCAGCGAAGAUAAUUAAUUAUGGCCCGUGGGACGUGGAGAUGAGAAUGAAGGAGACAAGAAGAAAGGAGGUGCUCGCGAAAUCUGGCAUUCUAGUGCAAUUUAAGAAGCACUCGAAAUUAGUGGUAGACGAUUCCGCUGUUCUCCACAUAACUUGGCAUCCGACUCGAGAAAGAUUCUCCGUAAGAAGCACGCCAGUCAGACACACGAUCCACAUACAGGUGAUACAUGGAUGCACGAUUCCCAUAGUGAUACAGGGAAUAGUAACCUACCCAUAUAUUACUGUGAACACGAAACUUUUGGAUUUUCAAGAAGUCGUCGUCGGGGAAUGCUUGGUUCUAUCCAUCUUGAUGAAAAACGAAGGAUUGAUCGACUGCAAGUGGGAGGCAAAAUUAUCAGGAACUCGUAAAAAGCAGCAAGAAACUUACCCCUUUUACGUGCAGUAUAAUUCUAAUCAUAUUCCUCCUGGUCACGAAGAAAUCAUUCGUAUCAACUUCAAACCUCAACAAACCUGCAACGUAGAAGCUAAAUUGAAGAUAAUCGUGAAGUUCAGUCUGGAAAGUCAAGUGAUUACGUUGAUCGGCCGUGGAAUCGAGAAACAUUUAAAUGUAAUUGAACCUGAUAUUCAAUUCGAACCAAUCGUACCUUUCACAAAGAUUCAAGAAACAAUUUUCACGAUUGAAAACCCUUGCGAUUAUCCUGUGGAAUUUUUCUGGCAUCAUUUGGACGAUUCUUUUCAAACGGAGGAUCAAAUCAUAAAGACGCUAUUGUAUUAUUAUCAAGCAAAGGAAAUAUUUUUGCCUCCAAGAAAACCUGGCGAUUCCAUACCUACAAGUUUCUUUCAAUUUUACGAGCAACUUGUGAACGAGAUGGCUCGCACGAUGGUAACAGAGGAACCUGAAGGAACCUUGCUGGAAGACGAACAGUCUGAUGUUAAUGAAAGGAAAGAGACGGAUGCAGAACAAGAAAGAACAAGCAAAUUCAACUUGUCGAAGAGGAGACUAAGGAAACGGGAUAGUAGAUCUACUAAACGAUCGAGAAAGAAAACGAGCGUUCGUGGAUCCAGUCGUCAUGGAAAAAGAAGCGAUAUCUUCAGCGAAGCUUCCAGCAUAGAUCUGGAGAGAAAUGAUUGUCCAACAUUUUCAAUUUUAAACGAAAGUGUGGUAGAAUUCGUACCUUUGCCUACCAGUGAUCCUGAAGAGAUUCAGAGACUGCUUUUCUGCUACAUAGACGCUCUGUAUCAAACACCGGAUAUUUUGAAUAAAUUGAAAGAUCCUGUGAAGGAAUUAUUCAAUGAUUCAGAAGAGAAAUCAGACGAUCUUCCUGAUCCUUCGAAACCGAUGAAAAGAGUCUGCAUUAUUUUCCAUGGAGCACCUUUUACAGGGUAUCAAGAAACUGCAUGCAAAAGUGCAAGAGCAUUACAAAUACCUGUGCUUAACAUCGACAAUGCGAUUACUGAAAUAAUAGCACUUGGGGGGAAUUCAUGUUCAAUUCAAUUGCGACAAAUUAUCGAUGAUGCUUAUGAAAAUUAUUCGGAAGAUUUCGAAAGACACAAGAAUCGUUUGAACAUGAAAGUCGAUCGCAAAGAGGGAACAGAAUCACCAACCGAUGCAGAAACGCAACGGGAUGAGGUGACGAACGAACCAUCUUCAAGAACAAAAAGUUCAAGAACGAAGAGUUCGAGAAAUCCUUCGAGCAAGAAGUCUUCUCCGAAGAAAGGAAAAUCCUCCAGGUCGAAUAAAACUGAUACUUCAAACGCGCAACAAGAAGUUUUCCUUAAAUUGCACGCGGAGUCCGAUUAUUUGAAGGAGCUCAAUAAAGUACCUGCAAUCGAUGUACUGGAACUGCUGGAUCCUUUGAGCCGAUACGAAUAUAAAAUUCAAGGUCUUUUAUUGCUGGAAAAGAUACUCGACGGUGGAAGUCCAAGGAAGAAACAAAAUGCUUCGUUCCUUGGAAUCGCUCAGGAAUUGCUCGUCGAAGCUGUCGAAGAACGAUUAUCCAUGGAGGAUUUCGAAAGCGGUUUUGUUCUGCAGAGUUUGGAAAGCAAUUUUCUAUGCAACAGCGUCGUCGACGUUUUGCUUCUUUUAUUGCGGAUCAUUGGCCACGUUGAGUACUUCCUGUUCGUUACUUUCUUUAAUUCGAUGGCCAAUUACAAUAGCAAAGUCGGUGAGCUUCGACGAGAACAAGCGGAGAAAAUGGUCGAUGUUGGCAAGAAAAUUCAGGACAUUCGCGAGAUGACGUCGUCCCAAUACGAUCUGCUUUCAGAACAAGAUAAGAAGCUGUAUCUAGAUGCAAUUUUGCCUGUCAAAAGGGCGGAAGCAGCCAAAAGAAAAGCCAGAUAUCUUGAACGAAUGAUGGAGCAUAAAAAGAAAAAGGAGGUUCGUGGACGCGUUACGAACUCGAAGACGUCGAAAGUAAAAGAAAAUCCUAAGUCGAAAUCAGGAAAGAUAAACAGUAAAAAGUCCACGAAUUCGAAACAUUCCAGCAAACGAGAUACAACUGGCAGCAAAGCAACGAGGAGCAGGGAUAGCCCGAGACAAAAAAAAGGUGUUCCAACGGAAGUUAAAGAGAUCACGAUGGCAAUGGAUCAAUAUUACUUGGAUCUGUUAGCAAUCAAGAACGUAAUUAGCAACUGGGACCCAAUUAAGAAGAUUCUGUUGCAAGAAUCACCUUCCUCUGCUAAAAGUAGAAUACCAAAGAGUGCGAAAUCCAAAGAUGUAGGAAUAUUGGACACCGCCAGAGAGAAGCAGGCACCAAUAAAUAAUUUUCACGUUUGGUACGUGCGAUCCAGUGAUCCUUGGCAGGAUAAAAUAUAUGAUAUGGUGACUGGACAAAUGAGUCAAAAUUCUUUGGCAAAAUCUGCUCUUCCAAUCGAGGUUGUACCCGAGCCAGAUCUUGAACCAAAAUUGUACUCCAUUCUUAAGACAAGAAAUUUUGAAAAACGAAGCAGUACUAUAGACGAGAGUACCUAUCAAUUGGUAUCUAUCAGUUCGGUACCAGAAAUUCCAUCGGUCGUCGAAUCAAUCUACCCGAGCGAGCUGAGCAUGCAAGAAAAUCGAGCGGAAAAUCGAAGAAAUCGGAAAAGUCGUGGACAAAGGAGGAACAAAGCGGAAGAGCAAAGAUCGAGCAAAACUGAAGAUUUUUCUUUGAUCGCAUCCACGAUCGACAGCAUCGACACGAAUAAUGUCUCCAAUUUGGAGACGAUUUUAGAAGAGCCCUUGAAAGCACGUUGGAUCUUGCUUCCGAAAGAGUGCCACAGGUUCAAGAUCCGCUUUCAACCGGAAGUAACAGGGUUCCAUGAACAAAUGUACGCGUUCACCAUCGUCGAUGGGAAUAAUAUCACUUAUCAAGUGAACGUCAAUGGUAUUGCUGACGUGCCAAAAUUAGAUAUGAAUCCAAAGACGAUUUUCGCAAAGACUGCAAAUAGCAAAUUGAACGAAACAUACAUCCCUACAUAUUUCUUGGACAGUGGGAUUUAUGAUUUUGGAACGAUGCUGGUACUUCGAAAGGACAAAAGGCCUCACCGUCGAGAAGCCGAGCUAAAGUUUUGCAACAUCUCCAAGGUGGACGUAGAACUUCAUUUCUUCCUGGCUAAGAACAAUCCUGAAUGUUUCUUCGUUCAAUCAGAGGAGCUUCUGAUCGCUGCUGGCAACAGUGAGUCGCUGGUUUUAUCCACAAUCGCAACGAAAUUUGGAAUAAUUUCAGAAAAAUUGUACUUGUGCGUGAAAAAUAAUCCCAAAGUCGAAGUGAUCGAGUUGCAGCACGAGGGUACGAAAUUGGAUAUCGAAUUGGAGAAGAAGCAAAUAUCCUUCGAUCGUGUGCUCCUUUAUCGAAUGGAAUAUCAAAGUCUAAUCGUGAGGAAUAAAUCAGCAGUGCCACUUUUUUGGUCCUUGAAAGCUGAAGAACCUGCCGAAGCUCAGAUAACAUUUUCACCAUCGGAAGGAACGAUUGAACAGCAGGGUGAACAGAAAGUUGAAUUUUGUUAUCAUGGCACCAAGGUCGGUGUAACAGAAAAGAAAGCGACGAUAUUCGAGGCGUUCUUAUACGAAGAAGAUAAGGAAGCAAUUUUCACAGACACCAUUUUGCUGACUGGCGAAACUUACGACGUCCAGGUCGAUAUCAAUUACGCGAAUCCCAUCGAUCUGAACUAUAUAAAAGUCGGCUUUCCUACUACUGGUUCGUUCACCAUAAAAAAUCGUGGCAAUUACGAGGUGAAAUACGUAAUCACGUUGGAAGAAAAGGAAAAAUUGGAACAAUUAAAUUUGCCGAAAAAUUUGAAGAAGGAUCUUCAAGUUCAACCUGUCAGUGGUUCUAUACCAUCAAAGAAAGAAAGAAUCGUAGAGGUGGUUUUCGUACCGAAGGCUGAGUUGUCUUUGAAAAAUGCUCCAAUAUUAAAGUGCCAUUUAUUGGAUACUCAAAAGGGGACUGCAAUAAUCGCUGAAAUACCUCUUACUGUUUCUCUCAUUGCAUAUUACACCAGAUUUCGAGUCCACCCUUAUCCCCUGAUCGAUUUUGGAACACUGGCCAUAUGCACCGAGAAAACCAUGUACCUGAACAUCGAGAACACUGGAAAAUAUCAACUUUGUUAUACUAUAUUCAACCCAUUGAAGCAUCCGUCGGUACUUUAUAUGAGUCAAACAGCAAAGCAAGUGGCAGCUGAUUCCGCAGAAAAAUGGUCAAAGAGAAAGAAAAAAUCUCCCAGAAAUGAUAAAAGUCAUGCCAAAGAUAGUUUGGAAGUAGAGCAUUUAACAAUGGGACCAAUGACUGUCACGAAAAUGAUGGGCCAGAUCGAGCCAGGUGAAACCGACACAAUUGCCAUCAAUUGUUUCCCGGAAUUCGCGGGCUCUCAGGAGGAACGAAUGACUGUUCUCGUGAACGAUACUGUUCCGGAAAACAGAAAUGGAAAAACUAUUACAUUAUCGGUGAAAUCAGCUGUUCCUCGUAUUGAUUUCCACGACUUCGAUUCGAUGUUCCAGGAAAAUCAUGUGGUCGAUCGAAUUCAGGACUUCGAAUGUCCCAAAGAGAUCGGACCGCACACGGUGUUCGCGCGACAAGAAGCCGCUCUCUACUUCCGGCGUAUCAGGGUGCUGAGCACCCAUAGCACGUGUUUCAGACUGUACAAUCGCGGAGUAGUAUCGGCAAACGUGGACGUGCAUUUCCUAUCUGACUCUCUGAUACCGGAAACAGCGAAGCAAGACACAUUUCAAGUAGAGCCACGAAACGAAAGGAUCGCUCCUAUGAGUCAGAAAACGUUUACGAUUUCAUUCAAGCCCACAGCUAUCAACACGUAUCAAGGAAAUUUACAAAUGAUCGUGGCUCUGCCUAUUCAUCUGGGAGAAGAAAAGCUGUUCAUCAAGCUCGUAGGGGAAUCCUGUGUACCGGAAGUGGCAAUCGUGGAACCGAGCCACGGGAAACGAGAAAUGGCCGCUUUAAACUUUCCUCGUACUUUGAUUAACGAAGCUAGCGGGAGAUAUUUCAGCCUGGAAAAUACCGGGUUAAUUAAGGCGAAAGUAAUCGUGGAGAUCGAAGAAGAUUUGAAUGAUGUCUUCAAGCUUUCUCCCGUAUCUGACUCGCGCCAUUUCUUGCAACUUUUGGACAAAGAUCACGAUGAAUCUAACGACCGAUGCGUAAUGAUCCUUCUAUCCCCUGAAAACGUAGCCCGAUUCAAAGUCGCAUUUUCUCCCGAUGAAAUCGGGACAUUCUACGGGAAAGUUCGUAUGCAUAUCAUUGACAAUCCUUACGAAAAUUUAGUGAUAAAUUUGGAAGGUGAAUCGUACUUGGAGCUGGUAGUUUUGGAUGGUUUAGAGUUCGAUGAUAAUAAACGUAAAAAGAAAAGUAGAACUUCUUCCAGAUUACGAAGACUAUCAUCGAAACAAAAUUCCUUGAUAUCAAUACCGGCCAACUCGAGCCUCCCAGUGACACUGACUUACAACCUCGACUACGGUCUCUGUUUCGUUAGCAAAAUGUACAAGAAAACUUUCCGGAUCUUCAAUAAAUCCUUGGAUCGAUGGUUUCGUUUCCAAUGGGGCGCGCAUCCCCAUGUAGUGUUCAUGCCAACGAUCGGACACCUCAAGUACCAAACGUGCAAGGAAGUUGUUGCUACUUUCCUCGCGUCGGAACCAAUAAAUCACUCGAACGUUCCUAUCGAGUGCAGCUUAUGCGAAAUCAUACUGGUGGAUUCGAAGGGCGAAGCACCUUGGGACGACAGGCAAACUGAAGUUAAAUGGGAAAAGGUUCGGCCGGAAAUAGUGGAGCAAAUGAACGAAAUGGAAUUGCUGGCGAAAAAAAUCGUACAACCAACUGCAGAACCAUUACACGAGAUCACACCUGGAACCAGCAACAGUAUUAAUCUGUUGCUAAACGCGACCGUUGCGUUCUCAGAAUAUUCCUGUGAUGUUGAAGAAAUCCACUUCAAAGAUACCUUGAUGUUCCAGACCAGGGAAUACAAGUUUACGCUAACGAAUCCGGGAAUCGUAAACACGCUGUACGCUUGGAAGAUCAACAUGGACGAGCAAUAUCCAAAAAGAGAACAAGGAGACAGUUUACAUACUUUUUCCAGACGAAAAAUUGUUACCGAGUCUAGUUCUCAAUCGCCUUCGAAUGCCAAGAGAAUCUUUUCGAUUACCACCGAUUUCCCUCAUGGGAAAUUCGAUAAGUACAGGCAAGGUGGUACAGGCAGCGUGAAACUGUUCUCUUUACCAUGUACACCGCUGCAAUAUGACGCAAGAGCAGUUUCAACAAAGAGCAGUGCAAAAAAGUCAGAUCUCUUCAGUAGCACAGCUGGAUUAUCAGGGAGAACCGCUGACAGCUGGGUGGAAGACGAUCUACCAUUUUCAAUUUCCCCGGAAACAGGAAUGUUAUCGCCUCAAGAAUCCGUUCAAUUCACCCUGAAAUUCUCUCCGAUGGACGUGUUUCACUACAAAGCGUAUCUUAUAUGCAGAAUAGAUAAUAUCGAUCGAAACAAAAUGAACCUGACUAUACCAGUUGUGGGAAGAAGUUUGUUACCCUAUUGUCACUUCGACAUACAGGAAAGCGACUACGUAACUAGCGGCAGAAGGGAUGGAAAACUACCCGGUCCUGUUGGAUACGACAUAGAGGAUUCCAGCCUGUGGCAGAAUAUCAGGGUAAUCGAAUUUAAAGUGGUCGGCACCGGUGGCACCCACGUCAAAAAAUUUCAUCUGAUCAAUCCGACGACGGACGAUUACCAUUUCUCGUGGAAAGAUCGAACGUGUCGCGGCGUGGAGGAUAUAUCGAAUUUCCAUUGCACGGUAAUGGAAGGAAUGGCUGAACGCGGUAAACAAACCGACCUGGCUUUCACGUUUCUGGCAGAAAAUGUCGGCGUCUUCGAAUCUUUCUGGCUCUUCUCCAUCGCGAGAUAUAAUCUCAAGUGCCUUUUUCUGGUCGUCGGGAUCGUAACCGAACCGUCUGUGCACUGCCUCACGGUUCACGUGAAACUGAAGCCAACAAUUUUGGGUCACAACGUUCGUGACUCUAUUAGAUUAUUGAACAACGAGGAUUACGAUAUACCAUUCGCAAUUUUUGAAAAUUCUUUAUAUUCCGAGGGUAAAUUUCAAAGGCUCAGCGUUACUCCGAUGACCGGUGUUCUGGUGGCGAAAAAGGAACAGUUUCUCUGGGUCGAGUACCAUCCAACUCGGGUCGGCGAAUUCUACUUUUCCAUUCAGUGCGGCAUAAAACUGAUGAAAAGACCCCUCACGGUUUUCGUCACCGCAGUCGUUUACGAGAUCGUGUCUUCGGUUUCGUACAUCAGCCCCGGCCACGAAAUCGCGCAAGCUUUUCAAGACAAAGACAAUGUCAUCGACCUGGGCAGGCUGAUAAUGGAAUCAUCGACCACUAUCGAAUUCGAGGUGAAAAAUUCUGGCAAUGUGGCGUUUUAUUACACCUGGGACCUUGGUAUAACGCCAGAAAUUGCAUCUAGAGACGCUUACACGAUCUUGACUUCGCAGAAACAGGGACACGUAUUCAGCGAAUCUCAAUCGACCUGUUGUCUGACGUUAAAGACGCUCCGGAAGACGAUCAUCAAAGAUCACUGCGUCCUCCUGAAGAUUACCAAUGGUCCGAGUUAUCGAUUUCUGCUGAGAGCCAGCUCGAAGAAACCUGCCCUCGACUUCAGCUUCAGUCGCUACGAUUUCGGGCCCUGUUACAUCCAAGAGAACAACGGUAUCUCUUAUUACAAGGAGCUCCUUGUGCAGAAUUCCGAGAACGUGGCAUUCAUAGUCGAGUGCAAAUUCGAGGAAAAACCUCACCUGUCCGUCGAUCUCGCUUCGAUCUCUCAGGCCCUUGCAGCCAACUCCACGAUCUCUAUACCGAUCACUUUUAAACCAUUAAAGGAAACGAAGUACCGUGAGUGCUUGCUGUUCACGAUCAACUCGGCGAACGAAAGGAAAAUAACGAUCCUCGGCGAGGGAAUCACUUACAAAAUCCGUCUAGUGAAUCCUCGCGACAAGUGCAUCGACCUGGGCAGCGUGUCCGUUUCCAGGACCGUCACCAGGAGGAUCCCAGUGGUGAACGAGGGUUUGGCAUCGAUAGAUGUACGAUUCGAUUUGUUGAAGAACCUCAGCAGUUACGAGCAACACCGGGAACGUUCUCAGUGUUUAACGACGCAAAAUGUUGAAAGCACCCCUAUUGAUUUGGAACGAGCGUCCAUCAUGGAAACGAAACGUUCCUGGACCCAGGAUAUAGCGCUUCAGACCAAGGAGCCGAGGCUUUCGGAAGUAUUGAAAAUCGAACCGUCAACGAACGUCGUGUUGAAACCCAACAAGAGGACCAACGUGUUGGUCACUUUCAAAGCUACCUCGAGAAUAACACCGUUUCUGAGUAAAGUGGCCCUUCAGACUGGUUCAACUAUUAUGCCGUUGUUCGUUGUGCAAGGAAGUUGCGUCGCAGCCGAGUUCCAACUAAAUAGGACCCGGGUCUCAUUUGGCACGGUCGUCCAAGGCUACACUAGCGAGACUAGGGUGGUUUUAAUGAACACCGGUGACGUGGGUGCAAGGUUUAAAUGGAACACCUCAAAAUUACCAGAUGUGUUUAAAAUCGACCCUUUAAACGGCUAUUGCUCCCCUGGUAUGGAUAUCACUUUCAUGGUCAGUUUUCAACCCUAUGAAGAGGCCACUACGAUCGACGGUGAAGCAACGAUAGAAAUUGAAAAAUACGGUUCCCUGAGGACGAAAAUCACCGGAGGAUGCUGUCAACUUCCGGAACCAACAGAGACCAUCCUGUUCGAGUCUUUUGUACGCGAGAAAAGCGUGCAAUCGUUCGUUAUCAUGAAUGACACUCACCUAUCUUGGACGUUGAAGCCGGAAAUUACUGGUGACUACUUCAUCGUCGAAGAAGUGCUGAAGAUUCCUGCGAAGGGAUUCGGCUCUUGCGUGAUCACUUACGCACCUCUUACAAUGAACUCCGAGGACAACCUGCACACAGGAACGUUAUUGUUGAAACUACCAGAUGAAAAUACACCCAUAUUGUAUUCUCUUCAUGGAAGAAGCUUUCCGCCGGAAGCUACAGCAAUUAUUACACGCCAAUUUCCGGCGAAAACGAAAUAUACGGAAUCGUUGACUGUUCAAAACUGGCUCAAUAGACAACAACGAUUCAUAUGCAAAAUUGAAUUAUUAAAUAACGAUGAGGAGCAAUCGAAGAUACCUUUGUUCAAGUUUCUGGGCAACAACAGGAUUGAUGUACCAGCGAAUGGGCGACGAGAUUAUCGUGCUGUUUUUUAUUCUUACGAAGAAUCGGAAUUCAAUUUUAAAGUGUCGUUCAUCAACGAGGAUAACGAGUAUCAGUUUUAUAACAUAAACUACGAGGUCACGAAACCGGAAGUGAUCGAAUCGAUCAAAUUGACAGCCUCGGCGAGAUCUAAAGUGUGUCACGAGUUGAAAGUGGAAAAUCCUUUAGAAAAUAAAACGAUAUUGUACACGGCGAACUGUGAUCAUCCGUUUAUCGCUAUCCGCGAACUGCCGAAAACUGUACCACCCAUGUCACACGAGUAUAUUUAUGUACUGUACUGUCCAAUGAUACCUUCCGAAGAAACUAUCACGAUGCUCAACGUUAAUUCCCCAGAAUUAGGACAAUUUCCAUACGAAUUACGAUUAAAAGCUUUACCACCACCCCCAGAAAAAGUUACACGAGUGAACGCAACUUUGGGAAGCACGUGUAUAUUCCCGCUUCUUGUUCAUAAUUACACUAAAGAACCUGCUGAGUUCGUAAUUAAUGUGGAUGACGAUUGCUUCGUCUCUCAGAAAAGCAUCAGUGUUCUACAAUUAGAUAAUAGAACAAUUGAAGUAAUCUUUGAGCCAUCUAAUUUAGAAAAUACGACUGCCACGUUAAGAGCAUCGUCGAAAACUGCUGGAGAUUAUAUAUUUCCUCUAAUUGGAAUUUGUUCAUUACCGAAACCUAUGGGGCCCUAUAUAAUUACACGAGACAUCCCAGCAUCGAUACUAUUCAAAAAUGUUUUUAGAGAAGAAAAAACGUUUGAGUUUCACGUAGAUCCUUCUGAAAUCUUUGAAAUAGAAAUACCAUCAACAAUGUUACACUCCAAACAGAACAUUGAAAUCAAGGUACAUCUCCGAAAAGAAGAAGAGGUCGUAGAUAAAGAGACAGUAAUGGAAGAAAAAUAUCCGGUCACCGGAAAAUUGAUGGUAUACUGCAUUGAUCACACACUUUCUCACGUUAAUUGGAUAUAUUAUGUAAAAGGAAUUUUUGAAUAAAAUAAAAGCUUCGGAAUUUUCUAUAAAUUAACAUGAACCCCCGGGCCCUUAAAUUGAAGUCGCUACUGCCAUAAAUAUAACCAAUCAGCUGUUUCUCCCAGUUGUAGCAUCCGUGAAACAUUACUGCUUUUGGUGUAUAUUUACUUAUAUUCUUAAUUAGAAAUCAUAAUCAAAAGAUCAAUUUGUUAAUAUAAGAAUUUGAUGAAAAUAUACAGAAGAAUAGUGUAAAAAUACGAUCGUUUAGCGUUAAUUUCGAUGAAAGCAUCAUCAGGAUGAAUACCUAACCUCGUUUUUUCUGUACCAUCGGGUAUUCUCGAGCAACCAUGUAAAUCAUCGAAAACAUUCCAAUGUAUCAUUCAAAUCGAGCUUAUCACGCGGAAAGUACAUCCACAUUCUUUUCUGCCGAGUGUGGGAGUUUUUCAAACUUUCCCCUUCGAAUUAACCUCGAUGAAGGUUCUCGCGAGAGCGAGUCGUUGCAUAUACGAAGACUCAUAAUACCGAUACUCGGAAAUAAAUCUUCCACC